GUGAGGGUAAACAAACGCCAGCUCACACAUAUCAGCUGAAGUGGGAGUAUAGAGUGUACUGCUGCUUUAACACACUGAAAACAUUGAGUAGUAGCCUAGUCAUUCAUUUGUAAUUUGAGGGGAAUUUGUCAUUGGAAUAAUGGCAGCCCUGAAGACCAAAAAAGAACCCAGGAAAGAGUACCUAUCUGUGAAGGACUUGGAAAAGAUUUUGGAUUCUUGCACGUUGCGGUUGACCCAGAUAAAUGAGGUUUGGCCGAACAUAUUCAUAGGAAAUGUGGCAAUAGCCCAAAACAGGAGUACCUUACAGAAGUUAGGCGUCACUCAUGUUUUAAACGCUGCUCAUUCCAAGCGAGGCAGCAUAGGGGACCACAGAUUUUAUGGCAACAGCUUUGUUUAUUAUGGUAUUCCAGCAGAGGACUCGACUCACUUUGAUCUGGAUGUUUACUUCAAGCCCGCAGCUGAUUUCAUUCACAAAGCAUUGAAACAACCAGAUGGGAAGAUUCUCGUCCAUUGCAUUAUGGGUAUGAGCAGAUCGUCUACCUUGGUGUUGGCGUACCUCAUGUUGUAUUGUCACAUCCCCCUCCAUUGUGCUCUUCAUAAAGUAAUCCAGAAAAGAGCCAUUUACCCAAACAGGAACUUCCUGGCUCUGCUGCUGGACCUAGAUCUUCAGCUGAAGAGAAAACAGAAAACGUGGAAAACCUGUCUGAUUCUGUAGAGAUCAGAACACAGCAAAGCAGACCAAACCUCACAAGUUAAUAUUUGUAUCAGUGCACAACGAAGAAGCUUGAAAAGAGGAAGUUGAUUUUCAAAUCAAGUGGGAAUGAAUCUAUGUCAAAUCCCUUUCUAGUGUACAAACUACCUAAAACAAACAAGUAUACCUCACCUACAUACAGUAUGUUGAAUAAAAUAUGUUGCAACAUUUUGGGGGAUUUAUAAUUCAUUUGAAAGAGCAGACUGUUAUUGGCAUUAUAAACAUAUGUAUGGAUGUUGUAUAUAUUCAGCAGUGCCAUCAAACGCAAUCAUUGGUAAAACAGAGCUCAGACAAUGGCUGUGUCCAAAACAGUGAAGGGACAUUCUUUUAAAUAUCAACACAGAAGACACGAGCAGUGUCUCUAAAGCUAUUUUGUCGCUGCCGACAAAAAACAAACAAAGUGUGUCCACUCCCACUCUCCAUACCUACUGGUAGCUCACAUAACCUUGGGGGUAUGCAGAAGACAUGCCAGAAUUAUUGAGCCCAGGUCAUUCAGGUGUAAAAAUAGAAAGAAAGAGUUAAGGCAGAUGUCUACCACCUACAGCCAGUUGUGCUGCUAGAAUACAUGUACAAGAGCUCCGGUUUAAUGAGAUUCUAAUAUGUUUCAUGAGUAAGUAGUCUGUUAGAAGAAUAACUCAUUUCUGUACAAUAUCCAUUUGGAUAUACAUUAGCAACACCAUCCUAAUAUUGAGUUGGACCUCAUUUUGCCCUCAGAACAGCCUUAGUUUGUCAGGGUAUGGACUCUACAAGGUGCCUAAAGCGUUCCACAGGGAUGCUGGCCCAUGUGGACUCUACAAGGUGCCUAAAGCGUUCCACAGGGAUGCUGGCCCAUGUGGACUCUACAAGGUGCCUAAAGCGUUCCACAGGGAUGCUGGCCCAUGUGGACUCUACAAGGUGCCUAAAGCGUUCCACAGGGAUGCUGGCCCAUGUGGACUCUACAAGGUGCCUAAAGCGUUCCACAGGGAUGCUGGCCCAUGUGGACUCUACAAGGUGCCUAAAGCGUUCCACAGGGAUGCUGGCCCAUGUGGACUCUACAAGGUGCCUAAAGCGUUCCACAGGGAUGCUGGCCCAUGUGGACUCUACAAGGUGCCUAAAGCGUUCCACAGGGAUGCUGGCCCAUGUGGACUCUACAAGGUGCCUAAAGCGUUCCACAGGGAUGCUGGCCCAUGUGGACUCUACAAGGUGCCUAAAGCGUUCCACAGGGAUGCUGGCCCAUGUGGACUCUACAAGGUGCCUAAAGCGUUCCACAGGGAUGCUGGCCCAUGUGGACUCUACAAGGUGCCUAAAGCGUUCCACAGGGAUGCUGGCCCAUGUGGACUCUACAAGGUGCCUAAAGCGUUCCACAGGGAUGCUGGCCCAUGUGGACUCUACAAGGUGCCUAAAGCGUUCCACAGGGAUGCUGGCCCAUGUGGACUCUACAAGGUGCCUAAAGCGUUCCACAGGGAUGCUGGCCCAUGUGGACUCUACAAGGUGCCUAAAGCGUUCCACAGGGAUGCUGGCCCAUGUGGACUCUACAAGGUGCCUAAAGCGUUCCACAGGGAUGCUGGCCCAUGUGGACUCCAAUGCUUCCCACAGUUGUGUCAUGUUGGCUGGAUGUCGGUUGGUUGGUGGUCGGUGGACCAUUAUUGAUACACACGGGAAACUGUUGAGCGUGAUAAACCCAGCAGCGUUGCAGUUCUUGACACAAUCACACCGGUGCACCUGGCACUUACUACCAAAUUAAAUAAAAUCACAUUUUAUUGGUCACAUAUGCAUAUUUAGCAGAUUUUAUUGUGGGUGUAGCGAAAUGCUUGUGUUCCUAGCUCAAACAGUGCAUUAGUAUCUAACAAUACACACAUCUAAAAGUAAAAUAAUGGAAUUAAUAUACAAAUAUUAGAUGGAGCAACGUCGGAGUGGCAUUGACUAAAAUACAGUAGAAUCGAAUACAGUAUUUACACUACCAGUCAAAGGUUUUAGAACAGCCUAGUGGUUAGAGCGUUGGACUAGUAACCGUAAGGUUGCAAGUUCAAACCCCUCGAGCUGACAAUCUGUUGUCCUGCCCCUGAACAGGCAGUUAACCCACUGUUCCUAUGCCAUCAUUGAAAAUAAGAAUUUGUUCUUAACUGACUUGCCUGGUUAAAUAAAGGUAAAAAAAAAAAAAAA
Molecule: messenger RNA, 2893 nt
Organism: Oncorhynchus masou masou (cherry salmon)
Lineage: Eukaryota; Metazoa; Chordata; Actinopteri; Salmoniformes; Salmonidae
Product: dual specificity protein phosphatase 13A-like
Exons: 3
Coding region: 140-715 (191 amino acids)
Biological process (GO): negative regulation of MAPK cascade; protein dephosphorylation
Cellular component (GO): cytoplasm
Molecular function (GO): MAP kinase phosphatase activity; protein tyrosine/serine/threonine phosphatase activity
Source: RefSeq, a predicted model, not a curated record